CUCUGUUAAGGCCACAAAAUGGAGUUGAGCCAUAGCUUGACAUUGAAUGAAGAGGCUCUGAAGCUGAUCCCUGAUGCAAAGAAGUCUCUCUUCAUCUUUGAAUGGUUGAGAUUUCUUGACAAGGUCCUCAUAGCUGCUCAGAAGUCUGAUAUCAAGGAAUGCCAAAAGAAGCUUGUUGAGCAGCUUCUCCAUCAACUUCAGCAGGCACCUGGACCACCAACACGAGUCCUAAUUUCAAGAUGCCUUGCCACGCUCUUCACAGUUGGAGAUACAUUCUUACUGUUUGAAUGUGUGAACAAAUGCAAUGACUUCCUGAAACCCAAGGAUGAUUCUCCAAGUUACCUUCCCACACGACUGGCUGCCAUUGUUGCACUGGGAAUGAUGUAUGAAAAGCUUGGUCGGAUGAUGGGCAGAUCAUAUGAGGAAACUGUCCAACUGCUGGUCAAGUAUCUUCGCAGUGCUGAGUCACAGGCACGGAUCCAUGUGUUGCAGACAUUCCAAUCUAUUUGUCUUGGCAUGGGUUCUGCUGCUUCCUCUGUGCAUAGGGAUAUCUAUAAAGCUGCCAGGCAGUGUCUGACAGACCGUGUCAUGCCAGUGCGAUGUGCUGCUGCAAAGUGUUUGAUCUCCAUGGUUCCUGAUGCUCCUUUCCUAUACACCUCUGAAUUGGAGAACUUAUCUACAUUAUGCUUUCGUGCUAUGGAUGGUUCCAACUAUGAGGUGCGGUGCACAGUUGCACAGCUUCUUGGAACUCUCCUUGCCAUGACACAGCAGUUGCCCAAGCAGCAGCAGCUUCAGCAAGGACUCAAACAAGAGAAGCAGAGGCUCGCCACAUUGGAAGAGGCUAUGAAUAUUUUGUUCACUGGCUUCAUCCGAGGUGGAGUCAGUGGAAUGAUGAAAACUCCUUCUAGUGUCAGCCGAGAAGUCCGUGUUGGUGUCACACAUGCAUAUGUUGUCUUUAUAAACAACCUGGGGAGUCUAUGGCUGGAGAGGAACCUCAGUCAAGUCCUUGGACAUGUUCUAGAAGUGGUUGCCAAUCCCAGAGUUAACACCUCUCAUGUGGAUUCUGUGUAUGCAAGGAAAUGUGUGUCCUUCAUUCUGAGAAGCCUCCUGGGAAAAAUGCUUGGGGAAAAGGCCCAGAUUGCAGCCUGCAAAGAAGUCUGUCUCAUCAUUAGUAGGCAGUUGAAUAAUUUAGACACAGGAGAUAUUGGGAAGGAUGGACCAAGUGAAGGCUAUGCAAGUGCCAAUGUUCUUGUGUGUGCCUUUUCUGAACUUGGGACUCUGAUCUCAACACUUGGAACAUGUGCCAGAUCACUCCUCUCGGACACAAGUGCCAAUGUUCAAGAUCUAGUUGUGAGCUCCCUGGUUGGUCCCUCACCUGCAGUUCGUUAUGCAGGAGCAUGGUGCCUUAGAUGCAUUGGCACAGCUGUUCCAUCAUUACUUACUCCCCUUAUUGACAAGUGCAGUUUGGAACUGGAUAACAUGAAGAAUUCUGGAGAUGCCAUUCGUGGGUUAAGUGCUGGCAUUGCUGCACUUUUAGGUUCUGCCCCAUCAACUCCUCUGGGAAUCCCUCAAACAAGAGGCAAAUACCUGUUCAAUGUGGCUGAGGAUCUUCUUCGAAGUGCCAAUCAAAACAGUCGUUUAUCCCUACCUCGGACACAAGCAGGGUGGAUUAUUAUUGGUGCUAUCAUGACUUUGGGAGUCCCUGUGGUGCGAUCCCUACUACCACGCAUGUUGCUCCUAUGGAGGAAUGCAUUCCCUCGCUCACAAAAGGAGUUGGAUUCAGAAUUGGCCAGGGGUGAUGCAUUUACUUGGCAGGUGACUCUGGAAGGGAGAGCAGGUGCCCUGUCCUCUAUUCAUAGCUACCUUGUCACCUGUCCUGAACUGGCCACAGAUGAAAAUAUUAGACGACUGCAAAGCCCCAUUGAUGGAGCUGUGACCAUGCUGUCUAGUAUAUCAGCCCUAGUGAAGUCUAACAGUCAACACCUUAAAGCUUCAGCAGCUAUGGUGAGACUUCGUUUAUUUGAAGUCUUGAGCUGUCUACCUCCACAACCAACUCAGGUCCUUCGACUUCUUGUGGCUGAAAUAGCCCUCAAUGACAAUCCAGCGAACACAACAACAUCACUGCUUCAGUCUUUGUGUCAUGCCACACAUGCCACAAUAAUUGGUUCAUGGUUGCUUGAGACGGACCAUCAUGUCAUUGAGGAUCAGCUCCAGCCAAACAGUGCUUCAGGAUCAGGUGCCCUAGAGCACGAUGAUACAUUCCUCUAUCGACAAUGUUUGAGUGAUACCUUGCCUCUGCCUCUGGGUGUGAGUGUGAUAGACAAGGCACUGGAACUCUUUGGACACUUGUUUCCACACUGUGCCACAAAGCAUAAGGUCCAGAUGAUGGAGCAUUUCUCUGAAUGUCUGAAGCAAGCCAAGGCAGCAAGACAUGAAGCUCUACUCAUCAACUUCUUCACUGCUAUCCUUUCAGGCCUCAAACACCAACAGGGGCCUGUUGGAAAUGAAGAUGUUACCAAAUCCAUGUCAACUCUCAUUCUAGGAGGUUUGACCCAUCAGAAUGCUCUGAUUCGAGCUGCUGCAGCUGAAGCUAUGGGCCGAAUAUCCAAGAAUAUGGGAACUACUAGAUUUGGUGCAGAAAUGGCACAGACUAGUUUUGACAAGUUGAAAUCUGCCCGAGAUGCUGUGUCUCGCACAGGACAUUCACUUGUGCUUGGAUGCCUCCAUCACCAUGUUGGAGGUAUGGGGUCCAGUCAGCACUUGAACACCAGUGUGAGCAUUCUUCUUGCACUGGCACAGGACCUCAGUUCUCCUUUGGUGCAGGUUUGGGCUCUGCAUGCGCUGGCAUUGAUUGCUGACAGUGGAGGCCCAAUGUUUCGUAGUUAUGUGGAACCAGCCCUUUCCUUGAGCUUGACAUUGUUGCUGUCUGUCUCACCACAUCACACAGAUGUCCAUCAUUGCAUUGGGAAAGUGCUAUCAGCUCUUAUCAACACUGUUGGGCCAGAGCUUCAAGGGAAUACCAGUACAGUGUCCAACACAAGAUGGUCAUUGCUGUGUGCAGCAGCCAUAAUGCAAGAACAUGCUGAUCCUUUGGUCCAAGCACAGGCUAUUGCCUGUCUUCAGCAACUCCACAUGUUUGCUCCUCGUCACGUGAACCUGUCGUCACUUGUUCCCACACUAUGCCAAACUCUGGGCAGUCGUCAUCUUCUGCUGAGGAAGGCAGCUGUUUCUUGCCUUCGACAGCUGGUUCAGAGAGAAGCUUGGGAAGUCUGUGAGCAUGCUGUGAAGGUUGCAGAUGAAGCAAAAGAGAAAGGGGUUGCUGAUGGAUUGCUGACCAAGGAUGCAGGUCUACCUGGUGGGCUGUUUGCCAUGCUUAAUGCAGAAACUGAUUCAUCUCUCAUCAAAGAAAUCCAGAAUACUUUAAACAGCCUUUUGUUGAGCCUUGUGCAGAACAACUUGGGACUGUGGGUGCGUCUCUGCAAGGAAGUCCUUUCUGUUGCAUCUGAUACCAGUUCCAAUCAAAAUGAACCUGGCAAAGUAGAUGUGGGACAGGGUGGAGAUGAAGAGGGAGAUGGAGACAUGGAGGAGGUAUUUGGUGCAGAAGAGGAGCAGAAAACGCAUCCAUCAUUGCCUCCACGUUGGCCCACAAGGGUCUUUGCUGCACAGUGUGUUCAGCGCAUCAUUUCCCUUUGUGAAGAUGAUCCAGUGCAUUUUGACAUUGCAGCAGCAAGGGAAUUGGCAUUAUCCAAGGGCAGAGGUGAUGCACUGGUGCUUCAUCUGUCAGACCUGAUUCGGGUGGCAUUUAUGGCAGCCACCAGUGAUUGUGACCCUCUUCGUUUGGAAGGUCUUCAAAUGCUGCAAAACCUUAUUACUAAAUUUGCUGCCAUUCCUGAGCCUGAAUUUCCAGGGCAUUCAAUUUUAGAACAGUAUCAAGCUCAAGUUGGGGCUGCCCUGAGGCCUGCAUUUGCCCAAGAAACCCCAUCUCAUGUUACCUCAAAGGCAUGUCAAGUGUGCAGUACCUGGAUUGGCAGUGGUGUAGCUAAAGAUCUUUCUGAUCUUAAGAGAGUCCAUCAUCUUCUUGUUUCAUCCCUACCAAAACUCAAGCAAAGCAACUCAAGUCAAGUUUACAAUGAGAGUGCCAUGACCUUGGAGAAGCUUUCCAUUCUCAAAGCUUGGGCAGAGGUCUACAUAGUAGCCAUGAAAGGUGCUUCAGUGAUAACUGGCAAAAGGAAUGCCAUGUUAGAAAGCGAAGCUGCAGAUGAUGAUGAAUUUGGAGAAAGCAGAAAUGACAGGGAAGAGGAUGGCUUGUUGAACUUAGUCAAGCCAGAGUUGAUCAGCUUGAGCAAGCACUGGCUUGCAGCUCUCAAGGACCAUGCUCUUCUCUCACUUCCUCAAGAAUUUGAAAGCCAACUCCCUCAUGAUGGAGGGGCAUUUUACACCCAUGCCACAUUGGAUUUGGCUAGGCCUCAUUAUAGAGUUGCCUGGCCAGCUCUUCUCCAUGCAGCAGCUUUGUGGAUCAAUGACACUGGAUUUCAGAAUGUUCACUUAGAAAAGAGUGAGGUGAAUGUAUCUGGUAGUGCCAACCUUGGCCUUGGCCCUGCCAAUGCUGCUGCCAGCAAGAGUCCUGAAGAAAUCAACAGCGAUCGCUUCCACCUCAUUUUUGGGGUUUGCAUGGAGGCUCUCUGUCAUCGGCGUGCUUCAGACCCUGUUGACAAUGUCCUAACAUGCCUGAAGGCAUUGUAUUGUCUCCUGGAUUCACCAUGGCCUCGAGGGAAGCUCUUUGAAAAACGUGUUCUUGCUGUUGAACUCUGCACCAUUCUUCAUAGGUUGCUUCUGACGAGUGAGAAUGCUCAGAUCCAGUUGUCUGUUUUGGAUGUGAUUGACCAGGUCAUCAGGUCAGCACAAGAAAAAUUAGAAGAGGAAAAGAAGAACAAACGACGAGGUGAGAAACAUGGUACUUUAGUGAAGGUAGCCCAGAAUUUACCAUGUAAGGUAACAUGUUUGCAAUCAUUCUGGCUUUCAGAAACUGUGCCAGCUAAUCAGGAACCAAAGGAACUGCCAGACUGUGAUCUCCUUGGUGAAGGAGGAGAGUCAGGAGAAAUUGAAGAAGGGAAAUCUGUGGUGUAUUCUAUUUUGGAAGUGUCAUUGUGCAUCCUUAUCCGUCAGAUCCCAACCUUGAGCCCAUCAGUUCCAUCAACUCCCAUGUCAAACAGUUUAUACAAGGGCAAGCAUCUGAUGUUGGGACCUGAGCAAGCUCAAGUUGUUGCUUCUACUGUUCAAAAGUUUGAAGCUCUGCCUCAGCUCUGCUCUCCAAAAGGUUCUGUGGAGAUUCUGCCCACUGUUCUGUAUCUCGUUGUUGGAAUCCUGAAAGAGACAGCAACAAAGCCAGCUCUGGACACAACAUCCAUUCUGGCCACAACACCACCAGUUCAAGCAGCUCUGCACUGCCUCCGAGUGCUGGCUUCAGAUCGAUAUGCCAGGGAUCCCAGGUGUUCUGACAAAUGGGUCACUCUUCUGCAGAGUACCCUUGGUCGCAUCCUCUCUCUCACCAAGACAAGGGGAGAGAUGCUGAAACUGGUGGUGCCUUGCCUGUUGCACUUGUUGGAAGACCCAUCACUGCUGUCUCAGGCCACACCCUACAGAAGAAGUCUCCAUCAACUGGCCCUUCAAAAACUCAUGCAGAUUGGACCACAGUUUCCUCAGGAAUUCCGCUCUCUGAUGACCAAGCAUCCAAAGAUGAGGCAGAAGCUGGAGGCGGCUGUGAAGGCUGACUCAGAUGCGAACCAGGCCAGGUUCCAGCAAGGGAAGGAGUCGAGAGGAAACCCUCAGCCGCAACAGCAGCAACCUUCUAUCAGGCUCAAGAUGGACUUCAGCAAUUUUUCUUGAUCUGUGAUUCUUGGCUUAAAGCCUUCAAUACUGUUCAUGGCUGACUGGAUCCAUUACAUGGACCAUUAUUCUUUAUUUUAAAAAAGGAAUUUCACAUGUGCUGUCUUCUGGAAAAGACCAGUUCAGUGCAGUUCUCCAGACUAUUCUACAUAUCUUAGAGGAAUUAUUUUGCAUGUCUUGUGAUAUUUUUUUCAUUGGUGUUACCACAUAUACAAUUGUAGAUAAAGAGAAAAUAUUAAUAUAAAGAUUCAUGCUUAAUAUAGAGUUUUCUGAUUCAUAUUCAUUGCCUUGUUAUUUUAUUUAACUCUUUUCAAAUCAGUUCUCCUGCCAAGAGAGUGCAUAACUAGUGAAGUGAAAUCAGAAGGCAAUGAAUUGAAGGAAGGCAAGAAAACUUGUAUUUAUUAUUCUAUGUAGGGCCUAUGCUGUUCCAUGUAGAUAUUGCAAAGAUUAGGUCAAUCAACUUAGCUAAAUGAGGCUGAAUUAUGAAUAUUAAUUUUUUUUGUCUCUGAAAUGCCUAAUGUCAAUGAAAAGCAAAAAAUAUUGAACCCGAAGAGCAUGAGCUAGAAUGGAAUGGCAUGAGAUACCAUAGUCAGACAUAUUCUUGUGUUCGCAACAAUUGCCCAAGCAGGCAAAGAAACUUGCCUCUGUGAGGAUGGUGCUUCUACUUACAGACAACUUCUUUCUCCAACCUUUUCCUCACUGGAUUUUUGUAUUAUUUUUGAAAGAAUUUGUUCAUUCCAUCCUUGUCGUGCAAAUAGUAUUUCAUGAACUGACUGCUAAUAAACCGACUGGAC
Darwinula stevensoni is the source of this 6680-nucleotide messenger RNA. The record is from the annotation of a GenBank genome assembly. Lineage: Eukaryota; Metazoa; Arthropoda; Ostracoda; Podocopida; Darwinulidae.